Messenger RNA from Sesamum indicum (sesame), 709 nucleotides. NCBI's taxonomy places the organism in Eukaryota, Viridiplantae, Streptophyta, Magnoliopsida, Lamiales, Pedaliaceae. The record is from RefSeq and is a predicted model, not a curated record.
GUAGAAGCAGAUUUAGUUUUGUGGACUGUUGGGUCUAAACCUCUACUCUCUCAGCUAGAACCCAGUGAUGAACCUAUUGAUCUUCCUCUUAAUGGCAGAGGACAAGCAGAAACAGAUGAAACUCUUCGCGUUAAGGGUCACCCACGUAUAUUUGCCGUUGGCGAUGCUUCUGCUGUGAGGGACAGAAGUGGAAAGUUGCUUCCAGACACAGCUCAGGUAGCAUUUCAGCAGGCAGAUUUUGCUGGCUGGAAUCUUUGGGCUGCAAUAAAUGGCCGACCUCUAUUACCGUUUAGGUUUCAGAAUCUGGGUGAGAUGAUGACUCUUGGGAGAUAUGAUGCUGCUAUAUCACCAAGUUUCAUCGAGGGCCUAACAUUGGAGGGUCCGGUCGGUCACACAGCCAGGAAAUUGGCGUACUUAAUCCGGUUACCAACAGACGAGCACCGGUUAAAGGUAGGGAUCAGUUGGUUAACUAAGACUGCUGUAGAGUCCACUGCAUUACUGCAGAAUACCAUUACCAAAAUGCUUUCAUGACCAUAAAAGACCGUAUAGUAUCAUAUUUUGGACGACUUCUCAAUCAAGAAACUAUUUUGUAUUUUAGUUUUGACAUCCAAUAUAAAUGUUUGGAACAUUUUCUGUCCAAGUAAUACCUCAUACGCUUGUAAUGUUUAUUCCCUGUCUAAAUUCAAUCCUAAUUUAAGUUCUACUCUCU